Molecule: messenger RNA, 1515 nt
Organism: Limulus polyphemus (Atlantic horseshoe crab)
Lineage: Eukaryota; Metazoa; Arthropoda; Merostomata; Xiphosura; Limulidae
Product: MFS-type transporter SLC18B1-like
Exons: 13
Coding region: 1-1380 (459 amino acids)
Biological process (GO): transmembrane transport
Molecular function (GO): transmembrane transporter activity
Source: RefSeq, a predicted model, not a curated record
AUGCCAGCUAUUGGAGCAUCACGUGAGUUCUCGAAGGUAUCGUGCGAAGAAUCUUCAUUGUUAAUUUCAAUAAAAGAUGGCAAGAAAGUAUCAAAAACGACCCGACGCCAGUGGUUGAUUUUAAUAACGAUCGCCUUUGUAAAUUUUGGUGUUGCUUCAUGUGUUUCUCUUCAGGCGCCAUUUUUUCCAAAAGAGGCAGAAAUGAAAGGAGCAACCCCAACACAAUAUGGUUUUGUCUUCGGGGUUUUCUAUCUUACCGUGUUUGUUUUUUCUCCUAUCUUUGGAAAACUAAUGGUGGUAAUUACACCAAGGUUUAUGCUUAUUGCCGCAAUAUUUAUCGUUGGAAUAACUUCUAUUUUGUUUGGGUUGAUCGACAAAUCACCAAACGGUACCCCGUUUAUUGCUUUGGCAUUCGCCAUCCGGAUCGUGGAGGGCGUUGGAUCUGCAGCGUUUCUUACAUCAAGUUUUACAAUUAUUGCCGCAGAAUUCCCUAGUAAAGUGGCUACUACAUUCGGAGCUUUAGAAACCGCCUAUGGAUUUGGUUUGAUUGCUGGACCUACUUUAGGUGGCGCCCUCUAUGAGGUGGAUGGCUAUUAUUUACCUUUUGUAAGUGUUGGAGUGAUUCUUGUUGUUAGUGCAAUUGUGACACUUAUAUUGCUACCAGAAUCAGUUCUCAAUGAGAAUAUAGGAUCAGGAAAUCUCGUCAAGUUCUGGCUACACCCAGGAACAAUUCUGGAUGGAAUGGUUAUCAUGGUUGCAUCGCUUACAACAGGUUACAAUCAUGCUACAUUAGAGCCACAUUUACGCCAGUUUAACCUUUCCCCCCUUUUUGUGGGAAUCGUCUUUAUGGUUAUGGGUUUGUGUUACGCUAUCACAACUCCCGUGUGGGGCGUGUUGGUGGACAGAAAUAAUAUUUCGAAGUUAGUUGGAGUCUUAGGUUGUGUAUUUAUCGGCGUUGCCUUUCUCUUUGUGGGUCCAGUUCCGUUUAUGCCUUUUGAUACGAAAUUAUGGCUAGUCAUCAUUUCCUUGCUUUUGCAUGGAAUAGGCUUAGGUGGGUCUCUUGUGGCACCUUUCGCCGGAAGUUUACGAGACACAGUAAAACGUGGGUUUCCUGACGAUUUGACAACAUACGGACUGGUGUCUUCUCUUUUCGCAAGUUCCGCAUCUCUUGGUUCUUUUAUCGGGCCCUCUAUCGGAGGUUACUUGUUGGAGACGGUAGGUUACGAAAGUGGAACGGUGGUAAUUAUGACUAUUGAAGCCACAUUGGUGUGUGUCUUGCUGAUCUACAUACUGUGCGACCGUAGAAGGGAAAGGAAGAAGGCGUGGCUGGUAGAAGAAACUAACCCACUAAUAACGGAUAAGGAGAAAGAGAAAUAUUAACCUUGCAAGGAUUCGUGUGUUUUAAAUCCGUAAAAGGUUAUUUUAUUACUAGAAGAUACGUCAAUUAAACGUUAAUCGACACAGUUUUCACCUGUGGCAAUACGAGUAACCAAAGCGCUAUUUCUUAUUAUCAAA